Theobroma cacao (cacao) is the source of this 3679-nucleotide messenger RNA. RefSeq names its product cadmium/zinc-transporting ATPase HMA3-like. The record is from RefSeq and is a predicted model, not a curated record. Gene Ontology annotation, biological process: monoatomic cation transport; transmembrane transport. Lineage: Eukaryota; Viridiplantae; Streptophyta; Magnoliopsida; Malvales; Malvaceae. Gene Ontology annotation, molecular function: metal ion binding; ATP hydrolysis activity; ATPase-coupled monoatomic cation transmembrane transporter activity. Gene Ontology annotation, cellular component: membrane.
GUAGCUCUCUUUCCGAAGGCCCCCCCUUCUCCCUCCCCCUUUUCCAUCUCCUUUCCAGUUCAAGGUGGUGUUUCUAACUCCAAGCCCUCCCUUUUGGGCCGUCACUUGCGUUCUUAUAAAUCGAAAUACAAGUAUCUUUGAUUUUCUCAGUUUGCUUGUCCUCCUUUCUUAGGAUGGGGCUUCCCUGAGUUUCCCUGUUACUUCUGGAAUACCUCUGUGUUUCUCUUGGACAUUUAUUAGGUAAAGGUAAGAAUGGAUGCGAAUAAAAAACUGCAGAAAAGCUACUUUGAUGUGCUGGGUAUCUGCUGCUCCUCGGAGGUUGCUCAGAUAGAAAACAUCUUAAAAUCCCUUGAAGGCGUCAAAGAAGUAUCUGUGAUUGUUCCCACCAGAACAGUUAUUGUUCUCCAUGACAAUCUCCUCGUUUCUCAGCUUCAAAUAGUUAAGGCUCUAAAUCAAGCAAGACUGGAAGCAAACGUUCGAGCGCGUGGGGAGAUCAAGUACCAGAAAAAAUGGCCCAGCCCUUUUGCAAUAGCUUGUGGCUUGCUGCUUUUGUUUUCACUGUUGAAGUAUGCCUACCAUCCACUGCAAUGGCUAGCCGUAGGAGCUGUGGCCGUUGGCAUCUACCCCAUGCUUUUGAAGGGCUAUGCGGCCGUUAGGAAUUUCAGGCUCGAUAUCAACAUUCUUAUGCUCAGUGCAGUGAUAGGGAGCGUUGCAAUGAAGGACUACACUGAAGCUGGCAUUAUCGUCUUCCUCUUCACCACUGCAGAAUGGCUUGAGUCAAGAGCAAGCCAUAAGGCUACUGCUGUUAUGUCCUCGUUGAUGAGUAUAGCUCCUCAGAAAGCAGUCAUAGCUGAGACAGGAGAAGAAGUGGAUGCCGAUGAAGUCAAAUUGAGCACUGUUCUCGCAGUUAAGGCUGGUGAAGUUAUACCCAUUGAUGGAAUUGUUGUAGAUGGGAAAUGUGAAGUGGAUGAGAAAACCCUGACUGGUGAAUCAUUUCCAGUUACCAAAGAAAAGGAUUCAACUGUCUGGGCUGGCACCAUCAAUCUAAACGGUUACAUUAGUGUAAAAACUACUGCUGUAGCUGAAGACUGUGUAGUGGCUAAAAUGGCGAAGCUAGUGGAGGAAGCUCAAAACAGCAAAUCUAAAACCCAAAGAUUCAUAGACAAAUGUGCCCAGUUCUACACCCCAGCAAUUGUAAUUGCAUCAGCUGCCAUUGCUGUGAUUCCAGCUGCACUGAGAGUGCAUAACCUUCACAACUGGUUUUACUUAGCAUUGGUUGUCUUGGUGAGUGCAUGUCCAUGUGCGCUUAUCCUUUCUACACCUGUUGCAAGUUUUUGUGCACUUACAAAAGCUGCAACAUCAGGACUUCUAGUUAAGGGUGGCGACUAUCUUGAAAUUCUUUCCAAAAUUAAGAUCACAGCUUUUGACAAAACUGGUACACUUACGAGGGGUGAAUUUGUUGUGACCGAUUUUCGAUCUCUUUGUGAAGAUAUAAGCUUGAACACAUUGCUUUACUGGGUUUCAAGCGUUGAGAGUAAGUCAAGUCAUCCAAUGGCAGCUGCACUUGUAGAAUAUGGAAGGUCACAUUCCAUCGAACCAAACCCUGAAACUGUUGAGGAUUAUCACAAUUUCCCUGGGGAAGGUAUUUAUGGGAGGAUUGAUGGCAGAGAUAUUUACAUUGGAAGCAGAAAAAUAUCACUGAGAGCUCAUGGAAUAGUUCCAAGUCUAGAAGGCAAUAUGAUUGAAGGAAAGACCAUUGGAUAUGUGUUUUCUGGAGCAACCCCUGCUGGAAUUUUCAGUCUUUCAGAUGCUUGUCGAACUGGGGCUGCAGAGGCAGUCAAUGAGCUAAAGUCAAUGGGGAUAAAAGCUGCUAUGCUUACAGGAGAUAAUCAAGCAGCAGCCAUACAUGUACAAGAACAGCUAGGGAAUCGUCUAGAUGAAGUCCAUGCAGAACUUCUUCCUGAAGACAAGGCAAGAAUAAUCCAAGAGCUUAGGAAAGAGGGGCCAACAGCAAUGAUUGGAGAUGGCAUCAAUGAUGCACCUGCACUUGCUACAGCUGAUAUUGGUAUUUCAAUGGGCAUUUCGGGUUCAGCACUUGCGACAGAGACAGGGCAUGUGAUUCUCAUGUCAAAUGACAUUAGAAAGAUACCAAAAGCUAUCCAACUGGCAAGAAAGGCACAUAGGAAAGUCAUUGAGAAUGUCAUUUUGUCAAUCAGUACUAAGGCUGCUAUUCUUGCUUUGGCCUUCGCUGGUCAUCCACUUGUGUGGGCUGCGGUUCUUGCUGAUGUUGGCACAUGCUUGUUGGUGAUCUGUAAUAGCAUGCUACUUUUGCGAGGAACAGACAAACAUGCAGGAAAAUGUAGCAAAUCUUCGGCUGCAUCACAUACAGACAAACAAGGAUGCAAAACCAGUCAUUGCCGCUUAUCUGAUAACCAUGAACAUGCUAGCACAGACAAAAAAGUUCAAAAGCUGUGUGAGCCUAAAAAAUGUUCGUCGCAGAGGUGUGCCUCAAAAUGUCAAUCUAGCCCUUUCAAUUCAGAUUCAUGUUCAAAUUCAUGUGGGAGCAAUAAAUGUGCGGACUCAGCAAGGACACACGAUGGUUCUGUCAGUGAUGGAUCCCUUGAAGCAAAGCACUGUGACCAGGGUAGCUGUUACAUGGUCAAUGACAAACGUGCAGGAAAAUGUUGCAGAUCUUCAACUGCAUCACAUACAGACAAACAUGGAUGCAAAACCUUUCACGGCCACUCAUCUCAUAACCAUCAACAUGCUAGCAUAGACCAAAAAGUCCAAAAGCCGUGUGCGCCUAAAAAAUGUUCCUCGCAGAAGUGUGCCGCAAAAUGUCAAUCUAGCCCUUUCGGUACAGAUUCAUGUUCUGCGGACUCAGCAAGGGCACACAAUGGUUCUGUUAGUGAUAGAUCCCAUGAAGAAAAGAACUGUGACCAGGGAAGCUGUUGCAUGGUCAAUGACAAGUCUGAGGCACACAAUUUGUCCAGCAACUGUUGUUCAGGCAAUCGGAGUUUGGGCUUGAACACAGAAGAUAAAUGCAGAAAAGCUAGUUACUGCAUAGAAGACCAGCGAGAGACAAAAAUUGGUCAUUGUCAUUCUGUUCAUUGCGGUGAAAACCAUGUUAAGAACCACACUAACGAUAAAGCUUUAGGAAACUUGGUGGAACAUAGUUCUUCGGAGAGCCUAAAUCCAAAGGCUUAUUCUCAUCCACACAAGUGUUGUAUAGACUACAGUGAUCAGCCACCUCACACUGCAAUAGACAUUCCGAUGAGUCCAAACUUUGAGGCUGCUAAAGCUCGUACGACUCUGGAGAAGAGAGAAUUUGGUGGUUGUUGCAAGAGCUAUAUGAGAGAAUGCUGUGGUAAGCAUGGACAUUUUGGACCUGGCCUCGGAGGAGGCUUAGCAGAAAUAACCACUGAAUAGAAAUGUUUAAAUUCCAGAGAAGCUAUGAUCAUCACAUGUUCGGGUUCUAGAAUUAAGGAAAAUUUUGACUCAGUGGCAUGAAUCAAAAUUAAGAAUUGUUGUAUCAAACGUAAAUUAGAAAAGGUACUGUAUGGAAAAAGGGCUUAGCACUUUCAGUGGAAAAUGACAAAGAUUGAAGGACCUGCUUGUGAUGCAGCAGAGAGUGGAAUUCUCAUAUAAUUCAUUAAGCUUCAUAGCUGUUUCUUUGGAU